UGUAAAGUAGUCGUUUUUUUUAACAAAUAUAAAAAAACUGGCACUUUUACAGGAAUCACCAUGGUCGGAAAAUUCUCAAGCACCUUCGCUGUCUUCACCGUAGCAGUCUUUAUCUCUUCUCUGGAUUACAUCAACACCAACCCAGCUAUCGCUACCGGCUACGACCCUCUUGAAAUCUGCAUCGAGAAUUGUGCACUCUGCAAGAAAAUGUUGGGCGCUUGGUUCGAAGGUCCCCUCUGCGCUGAAUCCUGCAUCAAGUACAAAGGGAAACUGGUCCCUGAGUGUGAAGACUAUGCUUCAAUCGCGCCAUUCCUUAACAAACUUUAAAAAUGUUAUUUACCUCUAUCGUCCGAUUUUAGAAAUUGCCAACAAUGUACAAUCUAGGAACGAUCAACUAUUGAAUGUUUUUGCUUUUAUUAGCUAUAUUAUGAUCUUACGUGUAUUGGAGAGUAGGUAUUAUAAUUAAUUGCAAUGAAUAUGAUGUACUUACAAUAUUUGCUUUAAAUUUGAAGCCAGCAACAUUUAUUAUUAAAAGAGCAAAAUAUAGCAAUAACUUUAUUUCUGGCAACUUCUACAAAAUCGGCUAUUCAUAAUACUCAUUUACUUAAAGCCUACACAAUUAUCUAUAGAUUUAUAUAUUGUUUCGAAGUUCAGCUACGAACUUUGAUAUAAUGCCAAAGCAUUUAAACUUUAAGUUAUUUAUACAGGGUGGUAUAAUGUAAGAUUUUUAUGUAAUAAAUCGAAUGAAUAAAAAAUGUGUUGUUUUUAAA
Messenger RNA from Melitaea cinxia (Glanville fritillary), 770 nucleotides. RefSeq names its product eclosion hormone (gene EH). The transcript is spliced from 2 exons. Lineage: Eukaryota; Metazoa; Arthropoda; Insecta; Lepidoptera; Nymphalidae. The coding region runs from base 61 to 327 and encodes 88 amino acids. The record is from RefSeq and is a predicted model, not a curated record. Gene Ontology annotation, biological process: ecdysis, chitin-based cuticle; neuropeptide signaling pathway. Gene Ontology annotation, molecular function: ecdysis-triggering hormone activity.